Messenger RNA from Phlebotomus argentipes, 3559 nucleotides. Its product is annotated as anoctamin-4. The transcript has 11 exons. Gene Ontology annotation, cellular component: plasma membrane. Gene Ontology annotation, molecular function: chloride channel activity; protein dimerization activity. The record is from RefSeq and is a predicted model, not a curated record. NCBI's taxonomy places the organism in Eukaryota, Metazoa, Arthropoda, Insecta, Diptera, Psychodidae. Bases 1 to 3441 code for a protein of 1146 amino acids. Gene Ontology annotation, biological process: chloride transmembrane transport.
AUGUCCCGCGAAGAGGGUGGACAGGCGAGGCAGGAGCAGGUUGACGAUGAUGUGAAUCGCGAGGUGCAGAGUGUGAGUGAGCAAGUGAAGUGUAUGAGGAUAGAGAUUCCUAAUCUCGUGGAGGCGCCGCAGCAGCGAAGAUAUAGCCAGGACUCGGCUCUGACUGUUCCGCGGAGUGGCGGCGGUGAGAGAUCACAAUGUGAUCCCUUUCCCUUUCUGCGCCACAGCUCUGACAACAUCCGGCACAUGGCGCUGUUGGAGAGCGGCGUGAGGCAAGACUGCGGACGAUCUCUGAAGCGCUCGUGGCACGAGGAGCACCGCAAUCGCGAUCUGGACGACAUCGUGGAGUCUCCUCUGACAAAGACGCCCGCCGAUGACUGGCCACUGAGCAAUCAACAGCAGCGCUCGAUGCUCAGUCAGUUGAACAUCGAUGCACCCUUCGAGAAGAGUGACGCUUUCGGGCCGCGCGUCAACCUGGAGAACAUCCCGGGCACGCCAAUGGAGCCCGCCGAUGGCAUGGGCUCCGACUAUAGCCAGCGAACGAGUGUAAUUGUGAAUGAGGUGAGCGAGCAGAGGCGGAGAUCUCUGGGACACAUUCAGUUCCCAUCAAUGAAUGACUCUAUGGCGGAGAAUCACGUGAAUGGCAACAAUAACGCGACCCACCAACACGAAGGAGCUGCCAAAGUCACGCAACAGAAUAGCAAAGGAGGUGACCAGACUGAUACAAGGCGGUCCAGUAAGCAAAACAAGGAUGGCCUCGAUCCGGAGUCCCUCAUGUUCCGCGACGGCCGCAGGAAGAUCGACAUGGUGCUGUGCUACGAGGAGGAGAGCGAGGGUGUGAUGACAGAGCUCGAAGCGCGCCGACGGGAGCAGAGACGCGUCUUCCAGGAGAAUCUCAUCAAGGAGGGCCUAGAACUUGAGUUGGAGGACAAGAGCCAGGCCUUCGAUGAGAAGACAUAUUUCCUCAAGGUGCACAUCCCAUGGCGCACGGAGUCUCGUUAUGCCGAAGUCAUGAAUCUCAAACUGCCAGUGAAGCGCUUCAUCACCAUCAGUGUGAAGGCGUGGGACGAGGAUCGGGCGGCGAACAAGAAGCCCACGUGGUGGCGAAAGUAUCUACAGAAGUUUAGGGAGCUAAUGGAGUACGAUUACUCGCUGAUCGACAAGGAGCCCUCAUUCUACGAUGCCACGGCCGGAGGAACUCCGGAAGAACAAUUUAUCGUUAAGGAUCGCGCCACAACAUACACUAGUGCACAAAGGAGUGCAAUAGUGAUGCAAAUUCUCAUGAGAACACGUUAUGAUGACACAGAAAAGAUGGGCAUUCGUCGCCUUCUGAACGACGGCACAUACUUGGCGUGCUUCCCUCUUCACGAGGGCCGCUAUGACAAGCCCCACUCCAGCGGAGUCAUCUUCGAUCGCCGGCUGCUGUAUCUGGAGUGGGCGCGUCCCGGAAAGUGGUACAAGCGACAACCUCUGUGUCUCGUGCGAAAGUACUUCGGGGAUAAGAUUGCGCUGUACUUCUGCUGGCUGGGCUUCUACACUGAGAUGCUGGUCUAUCCCGCCGUCGUUGGCACUCUCUGUUUCCUAUAUGGACUGGCGUCCAUGAAUUCAGAGUACAAUACGCCCAGCAAGGAAAUCUGUGAUCUCAAUGGCGCCGGGAACAUCACUCUCUGUCCGCUGUGCGACAAGGCCUGCAGCUAUCAGCACCUGUCUGAGUCGUGCCUCUUUGCGCGCAUGACGUACCUGUUCGACAAUCCGGCCACAGUCUUUUUCGCCAUCUUCAUGUCCUUUUGGGCCACGACCUUCCUGGAAAUGUGGAAGCGAAAGCAGUCGGUGAUAAUCUGGGAGUGGGACUUGCAGGACACGGAGAACGACGAGGAGAAUCGACCGGAAUUCGAGGCGUCUGUGAAAACAUUCCGCACGAAUCCCGUGACGCGCGAAAAGGAGCCCUACAUGCCAACCACCACGCGCGCUCUGCGCUUCAUCAUCACCGGAAGUGCCGUGCUGUUCAUGGUGUCAAUCGUCCUGUGCGCCGUGCUCGGCACGAUAAUCUAUCGCAUUUCGUUGGUGGCGGUGAUAUACAGCGGCGGAGGGAGCUUCUUGCGCACCCACGCCAAAAUUUUCACCACUAUGACCGCCGCCCUCAUCAAUUUGGUCAUCAUCAUGAUACUCACGCGGAUAUACCAUAAAUUGGCCAUCUACCUGACCAAUUUGGAGAAUCCCAGAACAACCACCGAAUACGAGGAUUCAUACACAUUCAAGAUCUUCUUCUUCGAAUUUAUGAACUUCUACAGUUCCCUCAUCUACAUUGCCUUCUUCAAGGGCCGCUUCUUCGACUAUCCCGGCGACGAUGUGGUGCGGAAAAGUGAAUUCCUGCGCCUCAAGGGGGACAUUUGUGACCCCGCGGGCUGCCUCAGCGAGCUCUGCAUCCAAUUGGCCAUCAUAAUGGUGGGAAAGCAGUGCUGGAACAACUUCAUGGAAUACCUCUUUCCGAAAUUCUGGAAUUGGUGGCGUCAGAGGCAACACAAGGCUAUGACCAAGGAUGAGACGCAUCUGCACAUGUCCUGGGAGCAGGACUAUCACCUGCAGGAUCCCGGCCGCUUAGCGCUCUUCGAUGAGUACCUGGAGAUGAUUCUUCAGUAUGGCUUCGUGACACUGUUUGUGGCUGCCUUUCCUCUGGCGCCACUAUUCGCCCUGCUGAACAACGUGGCUGAGAUUCGCCUGGACGCGUACAAGAUGGUGUGCCAGGCCCGCAGACCACUGGCAGAGAGAGUGGAGGACAUCGGCGCGUGGUACGGCAUCCUGAAGAUCAUCACCUAUGCCGCAGUUGUGUCGAAUGCCUUCGUCAUUGCCUACACUUCGGACUUUAUCCCGCGCAUGGUGUAUAAGUUCGUCUACUCGGACCAUCACAACCUCGUUGGCUACAUCGAUCACUCGCUGUCCAUCUUCAACACGUCAGACUACAAGGAGGAGUGGGGUGCCACGGCCCUGGAAUCCGAUCCGGACACCUGCCAGUACCGCGGAUACCGGAAUGGACCGCAAGAUCCGCACGAUCCGUACGGACUCAGUCCGCAGUACUGGCACGUGUUUGCGGCUCGGUUGGCCUUUGUCGUGAUCUUCGAGCACAUCGUGUUCGUCCUCACGGGCAUCAUGCAGUUCAUCAUCCCAGACGUACCCAGUGAGGUGAGGACGCAGAUGCAGCGCGAGCAGAUGCUGGCCAAGGAGGCCAAAUACCAACACGGACUGAAGAAGUCCAGGGACAACGACUACGAGGACCUCAUCCAAGCGCUCAGGGAUCAGAACACGUCCAGUCGAACGGGAUUAGGGCUGCGCGGAAGCUGGGCAAGACGUCUGAGUCGCCUCAGUGAUGGCGUCGAUGCUCAUGUGGAAGUCCCAACGAAAGCGCGGCGCUCCAUGGAGUCCACAGUGUGGGAGGUGACGUAGCAGAAAGCCCUCGGUGUUGUCAUCUGAAGAAACUCUCAAGACUCUCUAUGUGCUCUUUAAAUUUUAUUCAAGUUACAAAGUGUAGAUUGCAUAUAGUUACAUGUUCGCACUAAGACAA